Molecule: messenger RNA, 1695 nt
Organism: Verruconis gallopava
Lineage: Eukaryota; Fungi; Ascomycota; Dothideomycetes; Venturiales; Sympoventuriaceae
Exons: 4
Coding region: 95-1588 (497 amino acids)
Biological process (GO): regulation of DNA-templated transcription
Molecular function (GO): histone acetyltransferase activity
Source: RefSeq, a predicted model, not a curated record
AAACAACAUCAUCGAUCACCAAAAAAAGCGAUUAGAAUCAUCAACCUCGCGUUUCUUUCCAUCAUUUACCAUCUCAAAGUGACUUGUACUAACUAUGGGAGGGGUGGAUGACAAGGCGGAGACGCCUGUUGAGCGUGAAAAGGGCUUUGCGACGCUCGCUGAGCUGAGGAUUGGAACGAAGGCCUGGGUCGAAAAGGAAGGCAGUAAAAGAAAAGCAGAAAUCUUGAGUAUACAAACCAAAAAGGGCCAGCCGCGAUUCUACGUGCACUAUGACGAGUUCAACAAGCGCCUGGAUGAGUGGAUCACUGCGGAAAAGUUUGACCUCUCCAGGGAGGUAGAAUGGCCACCACCUGAGAAAGUGGACAAGAAGAAGACGGGUGGCUCCCAGUCGCAAAAAAAGGAGCCUCUCAAGGACAGCAAAAACCUGAAGCGUCAAAAGAGCCAACUCGAGCGCGAUACGGCCACUCCGGAGUCGACGUCUGCAAAUAUCCAGAAGGUUCCGAGGCCCUCCACCGCCGGUGGCAAGGAAAACAAGGAGGUGACGAUCACGACGGAGGUCCUAGACGGGACGCCCCGCCCCGAGGAUGAAGAUACCGACAUGGUAGAUGUCCAAGAUGCGGCGGCCGCUGCCAAGGCUGCGCCUCCAGAGGCCUACUCGCGCGAGGAGGAGAUAGAGAAGCUCCGGACUGGCGGCUCCAUGACGCAGAAUCAGACGGAAAUUUCGCGUGUGCGCAACCUGGAUAAGAUCCAAAUGGGUAGGUUUGAGAUCGAGCCGUGGUACUUCUCGCCCUAUCCGCAGGAGUUCACGGAUUGCGACAUGGUGUACAUAUGCGAGUUUUGCCUGAGCUACUUUGGCGAAACGAAGCAGUUCGAGCGGCACAGGCAGAAGUGCACCCUUCUGCACCCUCCGGGAAACGAAAUCUACCGAGACGAUUACGUGAGUUUCUUCGAGAUCGACGGGCGGCGGCAGAGGACCUGGUGUCGCAAUCUAUGUCUUCUGUCGAAGCUGUUCCUCGAUCAUAAGACUCUGUACUACGACGUGGAUCCGUUUCUUUUCUACUGCAUGUGCACACGCGACGAGUACGGCUGUCAUCUUGUCGGCUACUUCUCCAAAGAAAAGGAGUCCGCGGAGGGCUACAACGUCGCUUGUAUUCUCACCCUACCACAAUACCAGCGGAAGGGCUUCGGCCGCUUGCUCAUUGCCUUCUCGUACGAGCUGUCCAAGCGUGAAGGUAAGCUUGGCAGCCCGGAGAAGCCCCUUUCUGAUCUUGGGCUUCUUGGCUACAGAGCGUACUGGCAAGAGGUGAUUGUGGGAAUGCUUAUGGACGGGCGAACUGAAGCGAACAUCGAGGACAUUGGCGCGGCUGCAGCGAUGACUACAAACGACGUGUUGCACACGCUGCAAUAUCUGAACAUGAUCAAGACCUCUAAAAACCAACACGUCAUCGUGCUGACGGACGCGGUGGUCAAGCAGUACGAGAAGCAGAAGGAAAAGGAGCUGAAGAAGGGCAAGCGGACGAUCGAUCCUGAGAAGCUGAUCUGGAAGCCUCCGGUCUUCACGGCAAGCUCGAGGACGUGGAACUGGUAGGCUGGAAAAAAAAAAGCCAGAAGCAACGGCUCUCUCGGUUUUCCGCCUUUGCGGCUGACCGCCCUCUUUUUAACAUGAGAUACCCCAACGUUGUUACAUUUUGCGAA